AUGAUGGUCUGGGCCUUCGGAGACGGCGACUACGGGAAACUGGGACUGGGGAAUUCUACCGCCAAAUCCUCCCCAGGUAUGUACUAGUUUUGGUUGUUCUCCCCUCAUAUGUAAGUAGUUUUGAGUUGUUUUCCCCCUCAGGUAUGUACAUAGUGUGAGUUGUUCCCACCUCGGAGUACGUAGUUUUUGAUUUUUGUUUCCCCCUCAGGUAGUACAGUGUUUGAUUUUUCUUUCCCCCCUCGAAAAUGUACAUGUGUUAUGUCUGUUCCUCACCUGGUUUUUACAUAGUUUGAUGUUUUCCUCCCCAGGUAUUGUUUUUUACUUUUUUUAAGUUUUGGGUUUGGACUGUCUUUUCUCAGUUUGAGGAGGGGAAAGGGAAAGAUGUGACAUUGAGGGUGAAAAUUUUGGGGGGUGUUUGUUGAUUUUGGUUGUAUUUCUGUUGUAUAUUCUGUCUGUUAUUCUGUCUAAUUCCUGUAUAUUCUGUCUGUAUUUUCUGUCUGUAUAUUCUGUUUGAAAUUUCUGUUUGUAUAUUUGUUUGUAUAUUCGGGUUUUAUUCUGUUUUAUUUUUGUAUAUUGUAUAUCUGUCUGUAUAUUCUGUCUGUAUAUUCUGUUUGUAUAUUCUGUCUGUAUAUUCUGUCUGUAUAUUCUGUCUAUUCUGUCUGUAUAUUCUGUCUGUAUAUUCUGUCUGUAUAUUCUGUUUGUAUAUUCUGUCUGUAUAUUCUGUCUGUAUAUUCUGUCUAUAUUCUGUCUGUAUAUUCUGUAUAUUCUGUCUGUAUAUUCUGUAAAUUCUGUCUGUAUAUUCUGUAUAUUCUGUUUGUAUAUUCUGUCUGUAUAUUCUGUCUGUAUAUUCUGUAUAUUAUGUCUGUAUAUUCUGUUUGUAUAUUCUGUAUAUUCUGUUUGUUAUUCUAUAUUCUGUCUGUAUAUUUCGUCUGUAUAUUUCUGUUUGUAUAUUCUGUCUUAUAUUCCCUGUCUUUUAUUUCUGUCUGUAUAUUCUGUUUGUAUAUUCUGUCUGUAAUUUUCUGUCUGAUAUUCUGUCAUAUUCUGUCUGUUUUCUGUAUUUUCUGUCUGUAUAUUCUUUUCUGUAUAUUCUGUAUAUUCUGUUUUUAAUAUCUGUCUGUAUUUUCUGUCUGUAUAUUCUGUCUGUGUAUUCUGUAUAUUCUGUCUGUAAUUCUGUUGUAUUUCUGUUUGUAUAUUCUGUCUGUAUUUUCUGUUUGUAUAUUUGUCGGGAUAUUCUGGUUGUAUAUUCGGUCUGUAUAUUCUGUUUGUAUAUUAUGUUUGUAUAUUCUGUCUGUAUAUUCUGUCUGUAUAUUCUGUCUGUGUAUUCUGUAUAUUCUGUCUGUAUAUUCUGUUUGUAUAUUCUGUUUGUAUAUUCUGUCUGUAUACAGUGGGGGAAAAAAGUAUUUAGUCAGCCACCAAUUGUGCAAGUUCUCCCACUUAAAAAGAUGAGAGAGGCCUGUAAUUUUCAUCAUAGGUACACGUCAACUGUGACAGACAAAAUGAGAAUUUUUUUUCCAGAAAAUCACAUUGUAGGAUUGUUAAUGAAUUUAUUUGCAAAUUAUGGUGGAAAAUAAGUAUUUGGUCAAUAACAAAAGUUUCUCAAUACUUUGUUUUUUACCCCUUUGUUGGCAAUGACACAGGUCAAUCGUUUUCUGUAAGUUUUUCACAAGGUUUUAAAACCCCACUGUUGCUGGUAUUUUGGCCCAUUCCCCCAUGCAGAUCUCCUCUGGAGCAGUGAUGUUUUGGGGCUUUUGCUGGGCAACACAGACUUUCAACUCCCCCCAAAAGAUUUUCUAUGGGGUUGAGAUCUGGAGACUGGUAGGCCAAUCCAGGACCUUGAAAUGCUUCUUACGAAGCCACUCCUUCAUUGCCCGGGGCGGUGUUUUUUGGGGAUCAUUGUCAUGCUGAAAGCCCCCCACCCACUUUUUCAUCUUCAAUCCCCUUGCGAUGGAAGGAGGUUUUCACUAAAAAAUCUCACGAUACUGGCCCCAUUCAUUCUUUCCUUUACACGGAUCAGUCGUCCUGGUCCCUUUGCAGAAAAAAAAGCCCCAAAGCAUGAUUUUCCCCCCCCCAUGCUUCACAGUAGGUAGGGUGUUCUUUGGAUGAAACCCAGCAUUCUUUGUCCUCCAAACACGACGGUUGAGUUUUUACCAAAAAAAUUAAUUUUGGUUUCAUCUGACCAUAUGACAUUCUCCCAAUCCUCUUCUGGACAUCAAAUGCACUCUACAAACUUCAGACGGGCCUGGACAUGUACGGCUUAAGCAGGGGACACGUCUGGCACUGCAGGGUUUGGCGUAGUGUGUUUCUGAUGGUAGGCUUUGUGCUUUGGUCCCAGCUCUCUGCAGGUCAUUCACUAGGUCCCCCCGUUGGUUUGGGAAUUUUUGCUCACCGUUCUGUGAGCUCAUUUGAACCCCACCGGGGUGCGCUGUCUUGCGACCAAAGGCAGCACCAAACACGGAUCGAGGGAGAUUAUCAGUGGUUUAAAGUAUGUCUUUCACCAUUUCCUAAUAAAUGCUCCCCACAGUUCUGAUUUUAUUCAAAACCAAGCUGCUCUACCCCUCUUAGCUCCGUCUUCACCCAGCCUGGUGCCGGUAGCCCCCACCUUUUGUUUUGGGGUGUCCUUUGCACACCAGCUCUUUGGUCCUCGGCCCUCGUGCGUUUGGAGUGUGCCUGUUGGCGGUUGGCCCGGUGUCUUUAUCCUGCCUCCCCCCGUCUUCCACAAAAACCCACCCUUCACCACACAACACAAACCAACCAUACCACCCCACCACCGGAAAAAAUCGAACACACCAACCACCCUUCCAUCCCGGUCCCACGCGUGGAGGCAGCCCCGGGAGCCUCUUCCCGCCCAGUUCCCAGGUUCUGGGACGAGCAGAAUCUUGCUGGUGUGGUGACCAAGAUACUUAUUUUCCACCAUAAUUUGCAAAUAAAUUCAUUAAAAAUCAUACAAUGUGUUUCUGGAUUUUUUUCUUUUCAAUUUGGUAUGUCAUAGUUGACGUGUACCUCGAGGAACAAAAUUUACAGCUCUCUCAUCUUUUUCAGUGGGAGCACUUGCACAAUUGGUGGCUGAUAAAUAUUUUUUCCCCACUGUAUUCUGUCUGUAUAUAUUCUGUCGGUAUAUUCUGUCUGUCUAUUCUGUUUGUAUAUUCUGUUCUGUAUAUUCUGUCUGGAACAAGUAUUCCUCGACGGUAUAUUCUGCUCUGUCCCUAUUUGUUCUGUACUAUUCUGUUUGUCUGUAUUCCUGUCUGUACUUCUGUCUCGUCUAUUCUGUUGUAUAAUUCUGCCUGUAUAUUCUGUAUCUUCUGUCUGUAUAUUCUGUAAUUAUGUAUAGUAUAUUCGUCUGUGUACACCAACCCCACCAGCACACUAUACCCCAUCCACCACCCCAACACGCGACCCUUACCUAGGCAACCACUUCACCAAGUCAUAUUCCAGUUCUGUGUAAAUGUACUUGGUGAGUGAAGGUGAUUCAGAUAGCUGUUUCUGUGUUCCACAGAAGGUUGACGUUCUCUGUGGAAUUGGUAUCAAGAAGGUGUCCUGUGGAACUCAGUUCUCUGUUGCUCUCACCAAAGAUGGCAACGUGUACACAUUCGGACAAGGUAUGGAUACGCUGCAUGCAUACUAUUCAGUACAACAGUUAACAUAUGAAUAUUAUAGAAUAGAACGUGCGGAGGAAAAAACAAUAUUCUCUCACAGUGUUGUCUGUUACUGUAGUUCUACAGUUCAUAAUCUAUCUUGAUUCUUGCCAUAAAUAUUCUUUCUACUUUAGACAUAGCAUAACAUACAGAAUGUGACUUCCAAUACUGUUGGAGAUGCAGCCUCCAGAUACAGAAUGUGUCUUUGUAACCCAGUACACUCCUCGUCAACCCUCCUGUGUCCCCCCCUGUCUCCAGACCGACUGAUAGGGCUACCGGAGGGCCGGGCCAGGAACCACAACCGUCCCCAGGUGGUGCCAGCUCUGUCUGACGUGUUUAUAGAGGAUGUGGCAGUGGGGGCCGAACACACACUGGUCCUCUCCUCCACUGGAGAGGUCUAUACCUGGGGCAGCAACUCAGAGGGACAGGUAGGAUACAAUACACGGGCACACACACACACACACACACACACUGGGACGGGUACACACACUGGUCCUCUCCUCCACUGGAGAGGUCUAUACCUGGGGCAGCAACUCAGAGGGACAGGUAGGAUACAAUACACGGGUUACACACACACACACACACACACACACACACAGGGACGGGUACACACACUGACAGGUUCACACACACACACACACACACACACACACACACACACACACACACACGCACACACACACACACACCACGCACACACACACACACCACACACACACACACACACACACACACUGGGACGGGUACACACACUGGUCCUCUCCUCCACUGGAGAGGUCUAUACCUGGGGCAGCAACUCAGAGGGACAGGUAGGAUACAAUACACGGGUACACACACACACGCACGCACGCACAGACACACACACACACACACACACACACACACACACACACACGGACGGUUACACACACUGACAGGUUCACACACACACACACACUUUUUAGCACCAGUUCUCUCUGUCAUUGUACUGUGGUUAUUGUGCAUGUCUACCUUGUGAGGGCUUUUCUUAUAAAGACAAAUUCCUACACUUGUGGAAUGGCAAACAAACUGAUUCUGGUUCAUCCAAUAUGAGUUGAGUAGCUCACUGAUACUGUUUCUCUGUGGGUUGUAGCUGGGUCUAGAUCUGUUUUCUCUGUGGGUUGUAGCUGGGUCUAGAUCUGUUUCUCUGUGUGUUGUAGCUGGGUCUAGAUCUGUUUCUCUGUGUGUUGUAGCUGGGUCUAGAUCUGUUUCUCUGUGUGUUGUAGCUGGGUCUAGAUCUGUUUCUCUGUGUGUUGUAGCAGGGGAGGGGUCUGACUUAGAUUGUUUCUCUGGUGUGGUUGUAGCUGGGUUUAGAUCUGUUUCCUGUGUGUUUGUAGAUGGGUCUAGAUCAUGUUUCGCUGUGGGUUGUAGAGGGGUCUCUAGAUCGUUUCUAUGUGUGUUGUAGCUGGGCCUAUAGAUCUGUUUCUCUGUGUGUUGUAGUGGGUCUUAGAUCUGUUUCUAUGUGGGUUGUUAAGCUGGGUUAUAGAUCGUUCUAUGGGGUUGGGGUGUAGCUGGGUCUAGAUCUGUUUCUCGUGUGUUGCUAGCUGGGUCCUAGAUCUGUUCUCGUGUGUGUGUAGCUGGGUCUAGAUCUGUUUAUCUGUUAUCCACCUUAUAAAGAGUUGAGGUUCUAUUUCUCUUGGUUCUUAAUAUGUUUUCUCUGGUUUCUCCAGGUAUCAUAGGUGGGUCUGAUCUGUUUCUCUGUCUCCCUGUCUCAAUAGUUGGAUCUAUAUCUGAUUCUCAUGUUCUCCAGUGGUACUCAUAGUUGGGUCUAGAUAUGUUUCUAGGUUCUACCUGUUACUAGUUAGCGGUCAAAAAUCUGCUUUCUCGUUCUCCCUGUCUCCUAGUUGGGUUAUGGGCACACAAGCCACGUGUGUGUGAGGAGAGCCACCCUGGUGACAUCCCACUACACAGGGGCAAAAAACCAUAACCGAUCUAUGCUGGUCGCUGUCACUCAGCUGCCGGGACGACGGCAACGAGGGCGGCCCGCCACGGGCGCCAGGGGGGGGGGAACACACACACACAAUCACAUCACUACACACACACACACACACACACCACGAGACCACCACACACAACACACACACACCACACACACAAAAAGCACAUCACACACCACACACACACACAACACACACAGCAAAACACACACACACACACCAAACACACACACCACACACACCAAACACCACACACACACACACACACACACCACACACACACACACACACACCACACACAACACACAUUCAGCAGGCAGGUAGUUCUCUCUAAUCAGUAUUAAACGCAUGACGUCAAAUGACAAUAGGACUCUGGUACCUGGUGAAGUGUUUCAUGGGCAGGUAACUAAUUCCAACGAUGUGUGUUGAAUCGAUUGUUGUUCUUAUCUCCCUUGGUCAUAAUGUAACUAGUGUGAGAACAUUAAAACCUAGGGGGAUGGUUAUCUGGGUGAAGAGAUUGAUAAUGAUUUUGGAUUCGAAAAGGAGGCAUAAAAGAGAAAGAAGGGAGAGAGGGAGAGAGAGAGAGGCGAGACGAAGAGGAGAUAGGGAGUCAGAGCUCUGAGAGAGAGAAUAUUGAGCGAGGAUGAGAUGAGAGAGAGAGAGCGGGCGUAUCUCUAUCUCUCUAUAUCUAUCUAUAUCAUCUCCUCUCUUACUCCCUAUCCCUGUCCUAUCUCUCUCCCUCUCUCUAUAUCGGUCUCCUCUAUCUCUCUUCUCUCUCUCUCUCACUCUCUAUAUAUAUGUAAAGCUCAACUAUCUCUCCUAUGUCUCGCUCAUAUCUAUCUACUCUUAUCAAUAAACUGAAUAUAUACAUAUCCCCAUCCCUCCCUCCCACCCUCCCUUUCUGUCUUUGACAUCUUCUUUGAUCCCCUCUCAUCUCCAGGUUCCUCCCCCCGGUCCCUCCAGAUAGGGCUGCCGGUAGCAGUACCUCCCCAGUUCAGCUGUCUGAGAGAGGUCAGCAUGGAAGCAGUCCGGGCCAGGCUACGCAUACUUUACCACUUCUCUGACCUCAUGUACUCAUCAUGGAGAUUACUCAACCUCAGCCCCAACAACCAGGUACACACACACCUCACCUCACCACACACAUACACACACACCUCAUGUCUCACCACACCACACACAACACACAAACAAACACACAAACCAUUCACUCAACCACAAACACACACACCACACACACACCUCACAUCACAACACACAUACACAUACACACAUAACCACACACAAUACACACACAAACACCUCACUCACCACACACACAUACAAACAACACACCUCACCCAACACCGCACCACACUCUCACCACAAAUCUCACCCACACCCGCCACAAACCUCACCCCACACACCUCACACACACCUCACCACAACACCUCACACCACAGUACCUCACCACACACCUCGCCACACACCUCGCCACACACCUCACCACACACCUCGCCACACACCUCGCCACACACCUCACCCCACACCUCACCACACACCUCACCCCACACCUCACCACACCUCGCCACACACCUCACCACACCUCACCCCACACCUCGCCACACACCUAUCCGCACACCUCGCCACACACCUCACCCCACACCUCACCACACCUCGCCACACACCUCACCACACCUCACCACACAACUCACCACACACCUCGCCACACACCUCACCCCACACCUCACCACACACCUCACCACACACCUCACCCCACCCCUCCCACCACACCUCGCCACACACCUCGCCACACACCUCACCCCACACCUCGCCACACACCUCGCCACACACCUCGCCACACACCUCACCCCACACCUCACCACACACCUCACCACACACCUCACCCCACACCUCACCACACACUCGCCACACCAACCAUCACCAACAUUCCUCACCCCACACCUCGCCCACACCUCGCCAAACACCUAUACGCACACCUCGCCACACACCUCACCCACACCUCACCACACCUCGCCACACACCUCACCACACACCUCACCACACCCACCAGACACCUCACCACACCCACCACACACCUCGCCACACACCUCACCACACACCUCACCACACCCACCAGACACCUCACCACACCCACCACACACCUCACACACCUCACCACACACCUCACCCCACACCUCGCCACACACCUCACCCCACACCUCACCCCACACCUCACCACACACCUCACCACACACAUCACCACACACAUCACCACACACCUCACCACACACCUCACCACACACCACGCCACACACUUCACCACACACCUCACCACACACCUCACCUCGCCACACACCUCGCUAUCUCCUCCAGUUUAAUGUCCUCAGAUACAGUAGCAUGUGUCCCUUUUACUGUAUAAUCCUGUAUUGACUGUCCAUUAUGAUUCAUACAUCUGACUCAUUCCUCAGAGCUGUGCAUCCCACUACAACACAGGGACAUGGGGCAUCGUCCAGGGCCAGUUGAGGCCCCUGCUGGCCCCCAGGGUCUAUACUCUCCCCAUGGUGAGGUCCAUAGGGAAGACUAUGGUACAGGGGAAGAACUACGGACCCCAGAUCACUGUCAAGAGGAUCUCCACACGGUAUGUCCAGCGUCCUGGAGUAGUAGAAAUGGAGUAAUACGUCGGAAUAAUUAUAGAUGUUUUGUUUAUAGCGCUUUUCAUUACAAAGAAUCUUAAAAGUCUCUUUGAAAACCCAAAUAAAUGUAGUGAUCUGACAGUUGAUGGUUGAUGGUGUUCCACAGCUUCAGAUGUCUGGUGGUUAAGGCAGUAGGACAUGCAGUGUGUAUAUGUUACAUUGAGAUUGAACUAAUAGUUCUCUGUCUCCUUUUUCCAACCACUAAAAGCGGAAGAGAAAGUAAGAGAGAGAUGGGAGAGAGAGAGAGACGAGAGAGCCAGGCGAGAGAGGAGAGAGACAGCGAGAGAGAGAGAGAGAGAGCGCGAGAGCGAGAGGCGCGAGAGCUGCGAGAGCGCGCGAGAGACGUCGCGCUGCUCUCUAGCGUCGCGACUUCGCGAGCUUAGAGUGAGACAAUGCGAGAGCGAAAUACAGAUCUCAGCCAUAAGCCGAGAUCUAAUCAUCAUAGAUGAUCUCGCUCUGCUUUCAUCCUUACUACUCUCUCGGCUCAUCUCCCUCUCUCUCUCUCUCUUUCUACUCCUCUCUCUCUGUCCAGGGGUCGUAAGUGUAAGCCCAUCUUUGUGCAGAUAGGGCCCGUCAGUGGUCAGGAUCGAAAUGUCGUCUGACCUGCGGCUGCCGUCCAGGGCCUGGAAGGUCAAGCUGGUGGGGGAGGGGGCCGACGAUGAUGGAGGGCGUGUUUGA
This is a messenger RNA of Coregonus sp. 'balchen', 8937 nucleotides long. Lineage: Eukaryota; Metazoa; Chordata; Actinopteri; Salmoniformes; Salmonidae. The record is from the annotation of a GenBank genome assembly.